This is a messenger RNA of Rhagoletis pomonella (apple maggot), 2477 nucleotides long. RefSeq names its product transmembrane protein 209-like. Gene Ontology annotation, cellular component: membrane. The transcript is spliced from 9 exons. The coding region runs from base 1 to 1647 and encodes 548 amino acids. The record is from RefSeq and is a predicted model, not a curated record. Lineage: Eukaryota; Metazoa; Arthropoda; Insecta; Diptera; Tephritidae.
AUGCAGUGUUUACAAAAAUAUUGCGGCUCGCCGAACAGAUUGGUGGAACGCGGCCUGGAUUUGCAUCUGCGUGCAAAACGCGCCAAAGAUUGUCUGCGUUGGGGUUCUUUGAAUGUAGUGUUGCUAGCGAUACUGCUUUUCGACAUAUCUAAUCAGUGUCCAUAUGCGUACUCCAAAUGGUACUAUGUAGAAUAUUUGGCGGCUGCGCUAUCGGGACUUGGAGCAUUUUCAUGCUUCUUAAAGUACUUUCUCUACCUAUUCCAUACGAAUCCAAUAUUGGGUACAAAGGAACAGAAAAACUUACUCAAGUUUGAUGAGUGUGAUUCCUCAUUUGUUGUUACACCGCCAGCGCAAAGAAAAAAGCAAUCAUGCGAUGAUUUGGCGCCUAGUCAAAUCAACAACACUCUUCUAAGCUGGCAUUCAUCGUUUAACGACUCUCGCGCUGCAAUGUCUCACAACUGGAGUUACAGCCGCACUACGCCGCCACGUACCAGCUUUAGCCCGCAGCAACAAACGGCACCGCAUAAUGCGUCUUGGAAUUCUUCUAUGGGCAACAGAUCACUCACGCUUCCAGCAAAUACUAGUGGUUUAAACAAUACCAAUCCCAUGAUCGAAUCUUAUCCUAAAUACAGGCGUGAGGAGCUGAUAACCGAUAAAGAGACCCUAAAACAAUAUCUAAAAGAAUUUUCAAUGCAUGAGCAAAGCAUGAACGACACAGCCGAUGUGAGCCAUCACUAUAAUACAGGUUCAGUGAAUUCAUUCUGGAACUAUUGCAAUACAGCAGCAAAUAUGCUAAAAACUUCCAUUUAUCAACUGGCUCCAAUGACAACACCUUCCAUACCCAGUAAACAAUCAGCAAGCGAAGAUGGUGGCCUGAAAUUUAUGGAUAGCAAUUCGGAGAUUAUAAGACGUAUUUCAUCUGAAAAACUAUCGCAAUAUGUGGCCAACUUGAGAAGGUGGAUGUCUGCAACCAUUCUGGAGCGUUUAGCUAAAGAAAUUAAAAACAUAGAUGAGUCAUUUAAGAAUCGUGGAUUCGCUGAUAUGCGUAUGGGUGGCAUUGGACUGGAGCGCCUAAAGAAAACUGUUGAAAACCAACAAUUUGUUAAUCAAUACAUGCCAAUGUUGCCAUUGAUUCUGCCAUUUUUGGAAAUGUCUAGUAAUCAAGAGUAUUUAGUACAGCGUAUUAAAGAUUUGGCAGAAGGCUCUUGCAUAGCUGACUACCGUUGGAACUCAGGUGCAGCUUACCAUGGUCUAAAAUGGGAUGAGCAUCUACCCACUGAUUCGGCUAUAUUGUUUCACCUAUUUUGCGUUUACAUGGAUAGUCAACUAAUGCCUCUGCCACAAGGUGGUGGUCGCCCCUUCUUCAGUCGUUAUGUGAUAAUAGGCAAGGAGAAACGUUCUGCCAAGGAAACGGUAGCGCUUGUUCAAAAUAAAGCACACUGCGCUAUACUAUGUACGAACCCGCAGAAGCCACGUUUUAAUUUCAUAAGUGAUAAAGAAAUUCAUACAUGCGCCUACGAUCGUAAUAAUCUCUUCUAUGUGAUCAUACAAUUUUUAAUCUACAUGAAGACCCAUCAAGAAGGUGCGUUGGAAGGUGUCAAUCUUGGUAAAAGCGGCAUUAAUGUUUUGUGUGUCAUCGAAAGCUGAACAUCGGAUUUAGCCAAGUAAUUUUUACGCUUUCCUCACUCAUACUCAUACAUAUGUAAGUCGUAAGCAUUAUUAUAAUAUGAAUACAAUUACACUUAAGUAACUAAUUAAGACUUGACAUGUGGAUUGAAUUAAAUCUUAGACUACAUUCUAAUUUGUUAACAAAAAAUAUAAGUUUCUACGGUUUUAAAAUUAAGUUAUUGAGAGCUGAUUAAGGCCGUUUUAACAGUAUGGCUUAAUCGCACAGUCUCGACUCGCAGUACAAAAAUUUGAAGUUAGUUGCCAAACAAGUGUUAACUCGCACUGUAAAAAUGGUCUUAAAUGAGACCUAUGUAGCCAAAUAUAAGCUUGAGGUUAUUAUUUUUUUUGGUAAGAGUAGAAAAGUAAGAAUGCUUCAUGUGAAUCUGAAUAUUAAAAGCUGCUGAAUGAGAAUGAAACCAAGAAAGCAAUUUUGAAGACACAUGAGAUUACUUACACUCGCACGUAAAUAUGUACGUACUACUUACGUAUGUCACGCAAAAAUUCGUAGUAGCAAUAAUUUUGCAAGUAGUUUUCGCGUAAACUUUUAAUUAAAGAGAUUUACUGAUUUAUAUCGCAAAUCCAUGGUACAUUCUUUUGGACAUUAAUCGUUUUUGUGCUGCGGAUUUAUCGUGUCACUGGAGUGAUUUGUGGCUGAAAUACAGCGCGCAAUGCCGCAACAGCAAAAGGCAGAUGCAUACCAAAUACAAUCAUGCAACAUAUAUACAUAAAUGGAAAGUGGCUGAAGGUAAACUAAAUUGUUGUGUAGCAUAAUAAAAUAAAGCGUUGUUAAAGUGGUAACAGUGUUUUAA